GAGAGAUUUCAUGGCGCAUAUCACCAUCACUGUCACUGCCAAAGCCAAGUGGUCGACUUACUCCCACAGAUUAUUAGACUCUUCUGAUCUUAUGUACGUUUUUGGUUUCUCUUUGAACUGGGUUUCACGGGUUAUACGAGAAAUUUCAGCUUCCAUGACCGAAAAGAAGAAGAAUCCACCAGCUAAGUUCUGACAUUUGUUGGGCUUUCUGGAAAUUUUAAUUUUUGGGUCUCUGGAUUAAAUUUUGUUCUUUAUUUCUUCUUUAAGGAGUUGUUUAAUUUAUUUAUUCUUUGGAGAGCUAAUGGCUGUGGCUAUGGCUGCUGGGAGUUUGGGGGUUUGUUCUGGUUUGAGAACUGUUGAAAAUCGUUUUAGUAAUGGGGGUUUUAUGAAGAGGCUUUUCGGAUUGGAUAAUAGCCGAUGUUGGGCUGUUUCCAAGAAAAGAACAUCAUCUUAUACAGGUGUUAUUAUUCCACAAGCUUUAUCCAAAACUGCUGUAGAGGACGGAAGUGCUAAAGAGGCUGAUACAAUUCCUACUCCUAAAGUUAUAAUAGACCUGAAUUCAGAUCCUGAUGCAACUAUUGUGGAGAUAACGUUUGGUGAUCGUCUUGGAGCUCUCCUUGACACGAUGAAUGCCUUGAAAAAACUUGGACUCAAUGUUGUCAAGGCAAGUGUCUUUUUAGAUUCCUCUGGGAAGCACAAUAAGUUUGCUAUUACUAAAGCUGAUACUGGCAGGAAGGUUGAGGAUCCUGAGUUGCUAGAGGCAAUACGCUUGACGAUUAUCAAUAAUCUGCUUCAGUAUCACCCGGAAUCUAGCACUCAAUUAGCAAUGGGAGUAGCAUUUGGAGUUGAGGCCCCAAAGCAACAGGUUGAUGUGGAUAUUGCGACUCACAUAAAUGUCUAUGAUGAUGGUCCAAAUAGGAGCAUGCUUUAUGUGGAAGCUGCUGAUCGCCCCGGAUUACUGGUUGAUCUUGUCAAAAUUAUUACAGACAUAAAUAUUUCAGUUGAAUCUGGAGAAUUUGACACUGAGGGGCUCUUGGCCAAAGCAAAGUUUUAUGUCAGCUACAAGGGCAAAGCCAUCAUCAAGCCCCUCCAACAGGUUCUUGCCAAUAGCUUGCGGUAUUACUUGAGACGGCCAACCACUGAGGAGGCGAGUUUUUGAGCCAUCUAGUGGAAGUCCAUUUUAAUUUUAAGAUCAUAUGCUCCAUGAUCAGCUUUUCCUGCAUUGGAUAAGUAACUGACGAUAGUUGUUUAAUGUUCCCUGCAUAGUUUCUUUCAUUUCUCCUCAUGAAUAGGUCUAUAGAAAUCAAACACAACUUUAGUAUUUUAUCACAACAAUAUGUUGUAACAUUAUAACUAUUCAAUAUAAAUGUUUUACAAUCUUAUUGAUUAAACAAAUACUUUUAUA
Molecule: messenger RNA, 1405 nt
Organism: Nelumbo nucifera (sacred lotus)
Lineage: Eukaryota; Viridiplantae; Streptophyta; Magnoliopsida; Proteales; Nelumbonaceae
Gene: ACR11
Product: uridylyltransferase-like protein
Cellular component (GO): chloroplast thylakoid membrane; chloroplast stroma
Source: RefSeq, a predicted model, not a curated record